AUUAAUUUCCACAAAUAAUAGUCAUCUUAAUUAUUUUUCACACAAAAAUUAAAAAAAUAUGGCUGGCUUUAAGAAAUUGUUGGCAACUUUUUUUCUUGUGCUAAUGCUGGUUUUUGCUACUGAGGCAAGAACUUGCGAAACUCAAAGUCACAAGUAUAAGGGUCCGUGCGUGAGGAAGAGCAAUUGUGCUAAUGUCUGUAAGACUGAAGGCUUUAGGGGUGGUCACUGUCGUGGGUUCCGUCGCCGUUGCUUCUGCACUAAAAAUUGCUAAAUUAAUUGAUAUUUUUUCGCGAAUUAAUUGACAUCUUAUUCGAGUGUUUUUUUACAAAAAAAAUAAAAAUGUUGGAUUUGUUUUUUGUUUUUUGUUUUCGUUGUUUGAUUAUAAUGCUAUCGUAAAAAUAAGUAAGAAAUCAACAUGUACUCGGAAAUUGAUCUUUUCAAUUUCUGAAAUUUGAUGUUUUUGGAUAAUUAAUUGAGUGUGUUGUUAUUUGAGUCAA
This is a messenger RNA of Solanum pennellii, 497 nucleotides long. Its product is annotated as defensin J1-2-like. NCBI's taxonomy places the organism in Eukaryota, Viridiplantae, Streptophyta, Magnoliopsida, Solanales, Solanaceae. Gene Ontology annotation, biological process: defense response. The transcript has 2 exons. The record is from RefSeq and is a predicted model, not a curated record. The coding region runs from base 59 to 271 and encodes 70 amino acids.